AUGGCUCGCUUCGCCGUGGUCGCCGCCCUCCUCGCCCUCCUCGCCGUCGCCGCCGCCGCGCAGGGCCCCAUGCUGGCGCCCAGGACGGCCCCUCUUCCAGCGCCACCGGCGAGGUCCCCAGCCAUCGCCCCUGCGCCGGUCGCCACCCCGCCCACCGCCGCGUCGCCGUCCCCGAUGGCAUCUCCCCCUGCCCCGACCACCGACGCUCCCUCCGCGAUGACGCCGUCCGCGGUCUCUGCCACACCCGCUGGAGCCCCCGUCGGCGCCCCCACCGGCACCCCCGCGAGCUCCGCCGUGUACUCAUCCGCCGCCAGCUUCGUCGCGGUCGCCGGAGCGGUGGCCGCCGCCAUCGUGUUCUAG
Molecule: messenger RNA, 360 nt
Organism: Triticum turgidum subsp. durum (durum wheat)
Lineage: Eukaryota; Viridiplantae; Streptophyta; Magnoliopsida; Poales; Poaceae
Source: the annotation of a GenBank genome assembly